UCUUUUUUUUCCUUUUUCCCUGCUUCUUUUGGUUGGUUCAGUUUUUUUUAAAGCGUUUUUUAUUUGCGAAAAGCCUCUCACUAUGAAAAAAGGAUUUGAUUUUCAAUUUGAUCCUUUAGCAAAUGAUCUGGCAAUGGGGAGGGUUAUAGUGGGGGUCAGAAGGAAAGAGGAAGAUGAAGGGCUGGGAGCCAUCGAUGUAGAGGGCGAGGACGGUGUAAGGUUGAAGGGUAGGGAAUACCCGGAUACCCUUUGAUAACACGAGACGUAGGAUCAACUGAUGGAUAACUACAGAAAAAUGUAAUACAUCGUUAUAUAAUUGUAUGUAUUGGUAUACAUUUUGUAUAUAAUUUACAUGGUUAAUCAUCUUUGAUGGCGGUACCUCUGAUAUGUUUUUCUCUUUCUGGGUGAACUGGUUUCGAACCAGGUUUAGAAUGUCUUCUUUCAUUAUCUUGUCUUCUUUUAAUUGAAUC
Hyphopichia burtonii NRRL Y-1933 is the source of this 470-nucleotide messenger RNA. RefSeq lists its product as uncharacterized. The transcript has a single exon. Bases 83 to 253 code for a protein of 56 amino acids. NCBI's taxonomy places the organism in Eukaryota, Fungi, Ascomycota, Pichiomycetes, Serinales, Debaryomycetaceae. The record is from RefSeq and is a predicted model, not a curated record.